CGUGGGUGCUGCCCAGGUCGUGGACGUAGAAGCCCCGCUCCUCCCCGACGCACUCCCCCUCGCCUGCGCGCCCGCGGAACUGAAUCACGGCGUGGUACCGGGAGAUGGACGGGUGCUCCAGGGCCACGUCGCACACAGACCUGGUGCUGGAUUGAAUCCAGCGUCUUUGAUCACCCGCCAUGAUGCGUUACUGGGGAGAGAUCCCCGGACCCGCGGGUGCACCUCCCAGCCGCAGCUCCUUUGACCUGCUCCAGCGGGAGUUUCGCUCUGUGGAGAUGCAGGACCCUCCCCUCCACCAGCCCUCGGCGCAGCGUCCGCGGCCCACCACCAUGCUGGACAUCCCCUCGGAGCCCUGCAGCCUCACCAUCCACACAGUGCAGCUGUGUCAGCAUGCCCGCCGCCUCCGUGGCCUGCUGACAGUGGCCCAGACUCAGGGUCAGAGCUCGGCGUCCAAUGAAGGUGGCAGCAGAAUGGAGGAGGCUGACGCCAACUUUCCUCCACGUCCUCCCACCCCACCUAUCAUGCCAGAUGAUCUGCUGCCUGUGGACAGCAAAGCCCCCAGGCAACCCUUCCAGCUGCGCCACAGUGAUCCUGAGAGUGACUUUUACAAGGGUAAAGGGGAGCCUGUGACAGAGCUGAGCUGGCCCUCCUGCAGACAGCUCCUCUACCAGUCAGUGGCCACCGUCCUGGCCCAUGCCGGCUUUGAGUCUGCUCAAGAGAGUGUUCUGGAGACCUUGACCGACCUGGUCCACGAGCAUUACCUGCGCCUCACCCGCCUGCUGCGGGUGGCGGUAGACCGCGAAGCGCGGCUGGGGGCGAGCCCCUUUCCAGACGUGGUGGAGCAGGUGUUCCACGAGGUGGGCAUUGGCAGCGUGCUGGCCCUGCAGCGCUUCUGGCAAGUGAGGAUCAAAGAUUAUCACAGCUACAUGUUGCAGGUGAGCAAGGAUCUGUCGGAGGAAUACGAGCGGCUUGUGAACCCAGAGAAAGCUCUGGAGGAUUCUAAGCCCCCAAGGAUUAAGGAGGAGCCCAUGAGUGACAUCUCCUUCCCUGUCAGUGAGGAGCCUGAGGCAGACCCGGCCUCUGGAGACCAGGCUCUGCCCAUUGGGGUCCUCGGGGCCAACGGUGAAAGGCUGGCUUCGGGCCUGGACAGUGUACACUCUCCUCAAACCUCGGGUGGGGGCGGGGCCAACAACUCCCCUCUGUGGCCGCAGGUAAAAAUGGAGCCGCAGGAUGGUGAGGACGGCCAAGGCUCAGGCCACCACCACCACCACCACCACCACGGUGUCCUUGGUGGGGAUGUGUUCGAGGAGGGGGGACCCAUGUCCACCAUGAGCGAAUCUGGAGGAGCCAUGGCGCCCUCGCCCGGUGGUGCGGCAUCAGACGCCAGUUACGCCUCGCAUUCGCCCGACUCCCUGAUGGGCUCGUCACCCGUCUUCAACCAGAGACCCAAGAAACGGGCAAAGAAGAUGUGAAUAAGAAGCUCUUUGUGUUGGAGCAGACGCAGUGGACUCGCCAGCUGUACAGUUUUAAACUCCAUAUGUUAGACUGCUCUCCAGCCGUUGAAUUGAACUAAUGGGGGAUAAAGAUAUUAUGUAGUUUUUCAUGUAAAUGUUUGUUUUUAUGAUUAUAUUUUCUCUCAAACAGCUGAAGAUGUUGCCACUAAAUAUCUUAAUGAGGUCUGUUUUCAAAUGAAUAUUUUCUCAAUACUUUGAAUUUUCUUUUUUUUGUGUGAGUUCAGUGUUUUUCCAAAGGGAAAAAAAUUGCACACAAAAAAUAAAGAAUUAUCUUUCAGUUAACCUAAUAAAUUAUACAACAGGAAAAAACUAAGAGGCCUAAAAGCAAAUCAUUUAGUUAAACAGCUUAAUAAUUUAGCAGAAUGGUUUGUUUUCCCAAGCUAUUAAGUCACUUUCUCUGCACAUACCAAUUAGUGUUUCUGUGCCAUUCAUUACUAUUAAAAGACACGCCACCAAUGAGGAAAAUUCAUAUAUUAUA
Messenger RNA from Scophthalmus maximus (turbot), 1992 nucleotides. It is a transcript of the gene supt7l, whose product is annotated as SPT7 like, STAGA complex subunit gamma. Bases 180 to 1472 code for a protein of 430 amino acids. Gene Ontology annotation, cellular component: SAGA complex. Gene Ontology annotation, molecular function: protein heterodimerization activity; transcription coactivator activity. The transcript has 5 exons. The record is from RefSeq and is a predicted model, not a curated record. Lineage: Eukaryota; Metazoa; Chordata; Actinopteri; Pleuronectiformes; Scophthalmidae.